AAAUCCCUCCUGCGAUCCUAACCGUACGCGCGCGAACGAAUCCGUGACGCUUUUACGAACACGGUCGGCGUGUAAACCCUCUAGCUGAGCAAGCGGCUGCACCCUCGCGCGGAACGCUUUUCACGGGCUCGCCUGUCGGGGCAUCGGCGUCCGAUAACAUUUCAAACUGCGUGGCAGGACUGUUCUGCGGGUAGCGAAGCACGUCGCCGACGUGACUGGACGUGACCGAGUGAACGUGGGGUGUCGUUUCGCGUCGUCCGGCUGCGUGACUGUCUGCCGUCCGAAAAUCGCCGCGUCGCCGCAGUCCCGAUGUCAGGCAUAGCGAUCGCCAGGCUCGCCGAGGAGCGGAAGGCGUGGAGGAAGGACCAUCCGUUCGGCUUCGUGGCUAGGCCAACUAAAAAUCCAGACGGCACCCUCAAUCUGAUGAGCUGGGAGUGCGCGAUCCCCGGGAAGAAAUCCACUCCCUGGGAGGGUGGCCUGUACAAAUUACGUAUGAUUUUCAAAGAUGACUAUCCGUCGAGCCCGCCAAAGUGUAAAUUCGAACCUCCGCUGUUUCAUCCGAACGUAUACCCAUCCGGCACCGUCUGCCUGUCGCUCCUGGACGAGGAGAAGGACUGGCGGCCAGCCAUCACGAUCAAGCAAAUCCUGCUGGGUAUUCAGGAUUUGCUGAACGAGCCGAACGUGAAAGAUCCGGCCCAGGCCGAGGCGUACACAAUAUAUUGCCAAAAUCGUCUGGAAUACGAGAAGCGUGUUAAAGCUCAGGCUAGAGCGAUGGCCCCGCAGGAAUAAAAAAAAAAGCAUAAGAACCGUCGACAUAUUUAAGAUAUGUGUAUUUUUUGAUCUAAACCUUAAUUUUUAAGUCUUAUAAGUAAUUAUGUUACAAUACUUUUAAAAUAUGAGGAUGUGCCGGCAGAGAGACAUUCAAAAUACCAGCAGCUGUUAAAUAUAUCAUCUCAAGUUCUGUACUAGUAUCUCUUGGUAUAUACAUACAUAUGUAGGUAGAUUAUUUUAGGAUUUACUAAAUAAUGUAAAAUCUUGAAGAGAAUAAAAGAUUUCGACUCAUCA
Vollenhovia emeryi is the source of this 1065-nucleotide messenger RNA. It is a transcript of the gene lwr, whose product is annotated as SUMO-conjugating enzyme UBC9-B. The transcript is spliced from 4 exons. Gene Ontology annotation, cellular component: nucleus. Gene Ontology annotation, molecular function: SUMO conjugating enzyme activity. The record is from RefSeq and is a predicted model, not a curated record. Lineage: Eukaryota; Metazoa; Arthropoda; Insecta; Hymenoptera; Formicidae. Gene Ontology annotation, biological process: protein sumoylation. The coding region runs from base 310 to 789 and encodes 159 amino acids.